Naegleria fowleri is the source of this 2640-nucleotide messenger RNA. RefSeq lists its product as uncharacterized. The transcript is spliced from 5 exons. Gene Ontology annotation, molecular function: protein binding. The record is from RefSeq and is a predicted model, not a curated record. Bases 1 to 2640 code for a protein of 879 amino acids. NCBI's taxonomy places the organism in Eukaryota, Heterolobosea, Eutetramitea, Acrasida, Naegleriidae.
AUGAAAAACACCGCAGCCACCAUUCCUCCUCUCAACCAAAGAAAACUCUCAAAUAGUUUAAAUUCGAGUGGGUUAAGAGAGCUAAAGUCAGACCAGGACUUGUCGUCCUCACUUAACAAGUUGAGCUUCUUUAAACCCCAAAGUGCUUCCAUGCAUCGCCCUCCAGUACAACAUGUAACGAGAGGAGAAAGUUAUAAAAGUCUUCCGAGGCCCAAAACAUCAACUCAUCUAUCGAAAUCGACGAUAACUAACGUAUCAGCAACUCUACCUCUAACUUCCCGUAUCUCUCCAUCCCAUACACCAAAAUCCCCAAACAAUCAUGUUCCGAAUAUCUCGUUUUCUCAAGCUAGAACUCCGAGCAGUCAGGACGAUUUUCCUCGUAAAACACAAAAACCACCUCUUAUCAUUAACGUUUAUCCUUCUCUUCCCAAUAGAUUUACUUAUGAAUCGGACGAUCUUGCCCAUUUCUUGACAGUGUUGAAAUCAUGUAAACCGCCUUUAUAUCCCAUAACCAUGCAAGAACAAGAAAAAAGAAAACAAGUAUAUUCGACUCUUGCUUUCAUCAUGUCAGCAUUUCAAUAUCAUGACAAAAUAGUGCACGCAUCUGUGGAGCCAGAUGAACACAGCAUUCAAAAUGUUUCGUACGGUCAUCCUCAAGACCUUUUUCAAGUUUGUUGCUAUUUAUUGAGAGAAAACUUGAGUUACACAAGCGAAAUUGAUAACUUAAAGUCUCAAAUUUUAGAGAAGGAUCGAAAGAUUGAAGAGUUCCACAAAAAGUAUGAAUCCACAAAUGAUCAUGACCUUGUAAAACAUCAACCAUCAGAGAACGACCUCAAACAUCUCGAGGAAUCUGUCUCGAAACUAGAGGAUGACAUUUACCAUCAUGAUCCAAUUUUGUACAAAGAAAUAAUGGAAAAAGCUGAAGAGGAGGAGCUUUUGCACAAUUUAACGAACACGGAAGGUUCCAAAGAGUUCUUCAACACAAAAGAUGCUGUCCCUAGGCUGCCUGCUGUCAUUCGAAAUGCUGAAGCAAAAAGAAAUGCAAAAAAACGAGGAGAUACUCCUUACGAAGAAUUGGAUCAUGCCCAAAAAUACACACAAUGUCUGCAAUAUAAGAUGAGACUAUUGGAAAACCUAAUUUUUGUUCUUAAAAAGAAAAUUCAAAGAUAUGAACAGUCUGACUCUGAGGUCAAGCAAUUAGUGAAGCAGUGGGGAUCUUUACCUGAGCUUCUAAGGGAGAAUGAAGCAAUGAAAAAAGAGCUCAAUUUCUAUAAUUGGGUGACACAACGAUUUGACACCGAGUUGUUGCUUAAACACAAAUAUCUAUACCUUGACGACGUUUAUAUGCUUCGAUCUGUUAUUUUCGCUUUGCAAAAUGAAUUGUUUGUUGCUCAACAAGGUCUUGCUAAAUACAACGAUAUUGAAAACAAGCUUCUGAGAAUUAUGACAACCAAAUCUGCACAAAAUAACACAUCAAAACAUUUCAGCUUGGAGGACCUAAUGACAGAUCUGUUCAUGACAGAAAAGCAAAAAUUCGAGUAUGAGAAAAAGAAAGAAGCCAAAAGAAUGGUAGCUGAAGAGAACAACAAGAGCAUUUCGAAGGAUGAAGAACCAGAGCCAUCAGUUAUGGAUUUAAGAAACAAGAUUCGAACGUUAGAGCACGAGAACAAAUUCUUAUCAAAUCAACUCUCGAGAUUGGAACAACAAGUUACAGAUUUGACAAGUGCCAUGGAGUUGUUGAACGAAGAGGUAACAGGAGAGAGAAAAGUUGAAAUCAAAGAACGAGAAACAAUGAUAAGAAAACUUACCUCGAGAAUUGACCAUCUUAAUAAGGCAACAACGGACAGAGAAGUGUAUUUCUUAUUCCAGCAAAAUCUGGUCCAAGAGUUAACUGAAAAGAGAGAUAAAUUAUUCGCUGAAAAUGCUUUGACCAAUGAAAAGCUAAUCAACACUCGAAAUGAAGUUGUUGAGCUCACACAAAAGCUCAGUCAUCAAGCCAAUGGUCUUCAUGUGAUGUACCAAAUUACUUCUUCCCUGCUAUUUUACUUUAUAAAAACAAGCACUGGAAAGGAGCUUGAUUCAAAAUUAUCGCCUGAGAGUAAUGUAAAACUUAUGUUCCGAGACGUGUUUACUUUGUACAUGUUCAAGAUGAAUGCUUCUGUUAAAUUGCAAUCUUGGUUUCGAGGAAUAUUGACAAGGAAAAGGUUGUUGAAAUCGGAAAAACAUGCAAGCUUUGUGUCUAAGAUGUUGAAAAAGAGAAAAUUCAAUGCGUUCAACCAUGAACGAGAAAAGCCACUUCGAUGUUCAGAAGAACCUCCUUUAUUUUCGGUAUUUGGCGACUUUUUGAAAGUGAUAUCCUCAUUUUCCAAUCAAUCCAGUGAAAUGUUAAAACAGACGCAAGGUCUCAUACAAGCAUUUAAAGAAGAAAUUACCGAUCGAUUCAAAUCAAAGAUUGAGCAAGACCUAGCAAGCUUCAAAGAAGAGCAGCUUCAGUACAGUCAGCGCCUUAUGACAGCUCUUAAAGAAGUUGUUUUGAAGCCAAAAGGAGAGCGAUCAUGCCAGACUGAAACAAUUCAACGAAAGAGCAGAGGCAUUCAACACGGUGUGGCCCAGGUCACAAAUGUUGAGCUGAGAAAGUAA